AAAUUAUGCAAAAUAAUUUUCUAUAUAAGAAAAAACUGCAACAGUCGGCUUAUUACUUUCUAAAAUCUUAAAAAUGUCUUUUACCAUUUUAGUUACUGUUGUGUCUACUUUAAUCUGGAUCGGUUCAGUCCAAUCCUACCAAGUAUGUAAUGAUCCAUCACCAAGUAACUUUAACGAAUUUGAAUGUGCUACCACAACUUGGUUUUUUUACGGUGGAAGUACUGAAUGCGAUGGUUGUUGUAUUAUACGCAACAUGACACUUUUAGAACCUGGAACAAUUCUUGUAACAGAUACUACAACCAUAAAUGGAAUAUCUACCCCCAAAAAUUACGAAGUUAAGCGAUAUGGAACGGAACCUAUUUAUUUCGUGGAUAAUGACCCACAACCCUUAGUAAUAGUUGAUACAGAUUGUAAGAAAUACUGCGUAAUUUACGAUUACAAGAAUGGUGAAUUAAUGACGCUCACUGGUAAAGCACAACAAAAGCGUAAUUUUCAAAGUGGUUUGCAUGGUGUCCAAAAAUGUGGUAUUGAAAUGUUCGAUUAUAAUCCUAAAGAAGCUUGUAAAGGUGUAAAAACUAAUUACUAAUGUUUCUGUGUAUUAAUCAAUAUACAUUAUUCAUAUACUUAUGUUGUGUACUUAAAAGCGAAUGUAGCAUAAUAUAUAACAAUAUAUGGUGGUAUAUAUGGUUUA
This is a messenger RNA of Onthophagus taurus, 691 nucleotides long. RefSeq lists its product as uncharacterized. NCBI's taxonomy places the organism in Eukaryota, Metazoa, Arthropoda, Insecta, Coleoptera, Scarabaeidae. The record is from RefSeq and is a predicted model, not a curated record.